AAAGAGAGAGAGUGAGAGAGAGAAAAAGGAAGAAAGCGAGAGAGAGAUAGAGCGAACGUGCGAGAGAGAGGAGUUCCAUUAUCUGGCGGUGUGAGCAACAACAGACUCUAAAGAUGCCGCAAGGAUUCCUGAGGGUUAAGCUGAUGGUCGUCGAGCCGGCGGGCAUGUUCCGCGAUCCUUUCUGCGCAGUCAACGUCAAGGAGACGAUCGAAAUCUCAGGUCACGGUCCACAGCUGGUGCAGAAGAAAAGAACGAUAUUUCCGGGCUGGAACGCAUGCUUCGACGCGCACACGUACGAUGGUCGAGUCAUCAACAUCGUCGUCAUGGACCGCUCCUCUUCCCAUACACCCGCAAAGCAG
Messenger RNA from Priapulus caudatus, 359 nucleotides. Its product is annotated as protein kinase C delta type-like. The transcript has 2 exons. The record is from RefSeq and is a predicted model, not a curated record. NCBI's taxonomy places the organism in Eukaryota, Metazoa, Priapulida, Priapulimorpha, Priapulimorphida, Priapulidae. The annotation marks the transcript as partial.